This is a messenger RNA of Sitodiplosis mosellana (orange wheat blossom midge), 1317 nucleotides long. RefSeq names its product phosphatidylinositol 4-phosphate 5-kinase type-1 alpha-like. Gene Ontology annotation, biological process: phosphatidylinositol metabolic process. Lineage: Eukaryota; Metazoa; Arthropoda; Insecta; Diptera; Cecidomyiidae. Gene Ontology annotation, molecular function: phosphatidylinositol kinase activity. The record is from RefSeq and is a predicted model, not a curated record.
AUGAGGUCCGGUGCCUUGAUUUGGGCAGUUGUGGUAAAUGGUGAUCAAACUGCGGCAGAUGAACACUUUGUUCACAAUCUUAGGUGCAAAAAAUACGAUCGUCAUCAAAAAUCAGGCCACCGAAGAGUUGGUGACGGUGGUGAGACUACAUACAAGAAAAUUCAGUCAUCGCAUAUUAUUGGAUCCAUUCAGCUAGGAAUUCAACAUAGUGUUUGCAGUUUAGUAUCGAAACCAAAAGAAGACCUGUUGAUGAACGAUUUUGGGAAUUUCGAAACCAUAUUAUUCCCACCGGAAGGUUCAUCGCUAACACCUGCACACCAUUAUGCUAGGUUUAAUUUUAAGAACUAUGCUCCCACUGCAUUCAGAUACUUUCGUGGAAUGUUCGGUAUCCAACCGGAUGAUUUUGUGACGUCUUUGUGUUCAGCACCGUUCCGAGAAUUGCCAAACACUGGUUCAUCUGCAAUAUUCUACUUAACCAUUGACGAUGAGUUCAUCAUCAAAACGGUACAACACAAAGAGGGUGAAUUCUUACGGAAACUAUUACCCGGAUACUACAUGAAUCUAAAUCAAAAUCCACGUACACUCCUUCCCAAAUUCUUCGGCUUAUAUUGUUUUCAAUUCAAUGGCAAGAAUGUCCGUUUAGUUGUAAUGAACAAUCUGUUGCCAUCAUCCGUAAAAAUACACCAGAAAUACGAUCUGAAGGGUUCCACAUACAAACGAAAGCUCAAUGCAGAAGAACGUGCCAAAUCAUCGUCAACAUACAAAGAUUUAAAUUUUAUUGAACAACAUCCGAACGGUAUAUUCCUCGAAUCGGAUACGUACGAUACAUUGAUGAAUGCGAUACAACGUGAUUGUCGUGUACUAGAAUCAUUCGGAAUUAUCGACUACUCAUUGCUGGUUGGUGUACAUAAUUUGGAUUUAGCAAUUAGAGAAAAACAGGAAAAAAACAAAUCGACCAAUUUGGAGCAUGUGCCGAAAGCCGAUCAAUUCAUAGCACAUGAACGUCAUCAGGAGGAAGGUGAAAGGCAUGGUAACGCAGUAGUGGCGGUGGCAAAAACAUUAAACCGAAGCAAAAGAAUCAAUCGACAGCGACUGAUCGAAUAUUCAACUACAAUAGAAAACAUACAGGCGCACAGUGGACCGAUCGAUGUUAUACCACCUGGCGGAAUUCCAGCACGCAAUGAGAAAGGCGAACGAUUGCUACUAUUCAUCGGCAUAAUUGAUAUAUUACAAUCGUUCCGUUUGAAGAAAAAACUAGAGCAUGCAUACAAAAGUAUGGUGCAUGAUGGGGUAAGCAUAAUUACAAAUUAUAUAUGA